Suillus discolor is the source of this 297-nucleotide messenger RNA. RefSeq lists its product as uncharacterized. The transcript has a single exon. The record is from RefSeq and is a predicted model, not a curated record. The annotation marks the transcript as partial. Lineage: Eukaryota; Fungi; Basidiomycota; Agaricomycetes; Boletales; Suillaceae.
AUGUAUUAUAAUGGUUCCAGUGGGAACCUGCCAAAGCGAGCUCUUACACAGCAUGAUCCUACCCCCCGCUCUGGACGUUCACCAAUGCGUACGGGUAACUCACUCCUGGAUCCAUACUCUCAACAAGCCCAGUACUCGCCGUCUACCACCCCUUACCUCUACGCCUCAUCGUCUGAUGCUCAGAGGCCUAACACUUCAUCUGCCUAUCAUUCCCAUGCCCGCGGCACCUCUCAAACCAAGGUUGAACCCUCAACGCCACCACUAUCAUCCCCGUACACUCCGCAGAGUGCUGCGCAG